UCCGCCGGGCCGCAAAAUGGCCGCCCCCGGGGCCGCGGCGGGCGACUGCGCCAUCGGGAUUCGGGCAGCGGGAUGCGGCCUUCUUUUCUCGGUCCCUAGGGGUGGCUGUGGCUCUAAAGGUGUCUCGGGAUCGGGGCCGGACGGGAGUUGCUGGGGCUGCGGCUCGUCCCAGCUCCCGGCUGAGGCAGCUGGAGCUUCGCAGCUCGGUCGGCGGUGGCCGCGGCGGGACUCGGACCCGCUUCAGGCCCAGCCGGGUGGGCGGCUCCGCAGCACGCCGAGCGGGUGGGCGCCGCUGACUUGAGCGGCGUUCUGUCCUGUAUCGGGGGAUUCGAUGGCUGUUGUGUAUGUUUGUGUAUUAAGAUCGCGUAUUUGUGGUCUAAUAGCCUUCGAGCAUUUGGCUCUGCGUAGCUGUGUGUAGCUCUGCCUGCUGCCCGCUACCUGCUUUAGGGCGCCUCAUGACGUUUGGAUGGGUUCACCCCCGUAGCGCGGGGAGAGCUGCUCCGGGUCAGGGCUGUGCGCUAUGUCUGUUCCAGCUGAGCAGCGGUACUCUACGUGCUUGCCAUCUGGGCGUUCUCCUGGGUAACGCCCUGCCGCUGCCCUCCUGCCCGAGGAGAGCUGCUCAGGCCGUGAGGGCAUUGGGUGGCAGUCGUAGAUGGCUACUGCUUUGACUUCAGUGUCGUUGAUUGCAAUACAGGCAGGAGAAAAGCAGUAGUAACAGUAAUGGUAAGAUGCUGCUCUUUAAAACUAAACUAAGAUAAUGCUUAGAGAAAGAAGCUAUAUCUCUCCAGCCAGUGCAUUUAUGCAAGUACAUGUUUCUUGAUCUGAGCUGUCUUUAUCAUUUAGCUGUUUUUUGUUUUUUUUUUCUGUUUUUUUGGGUUUUUUUUUUGUUUUGUUUUUUGUUUUUUUUAAUUGAACAAAUGUCAGAAAUGUUUUAUUGGGCAUAGAUCAAUAUCUGGAGCAAAACAAAAACAGCAGAUCGGCUCAUCCCUUUUGAUUUGGAUUAGUGGAGCUCUAGAACGUAUUUUCUAUGUCACUGUAUAUGCUGUACUUUUAUAGUAUUUGUGUAUCUAAAGGAUGAUUCUGUUUCAGUUGAUGCUUCCUGUGGAGGUCUCUUGCAAAGCCUUUUUGAUUAGUGCUGCUCAGACUUGCAACAAAGUAAGUAUUAAGAGUGCAUGUCCUUCUACUUACAACUGACAGCAUGUUUUUACCAGUACAGCUGAACUGCUAAUGUAGAAUAUCCAGACCAAAGUGAUUUAAGGCAAAGUUACUUGUUUUCCAUGUUACAACAAUGCAUUAAUAUGGCAACAGCUGUCUAAGUGCAGAAUUUUGUCUUGGCCAGAUUGAUCAGAUGGACUCAAUGAAAGACAUGGGAACUUAGCUAAAAAUACUGUUACUACUGAUAUGUGAACCGAUAAUGUGGUGAUUAUUUAGCACGCAGUAUUAUGAAAUAUAUAUCUUCUCAAAAAACACCUCUUAAUGAAAUAAAACUGUAGCAACAUUAAAUUAUACUUGGAAUUUUGUGGCGGCUUUUAGCGUGCCAUGGAAGGCAUAUGAAUAUGUGACAGCUUUACUUUAUUUUUGUAGUGGCUUUAACUUUCAAGAGUUUACAAUUUAUAAUUGAAGAAUAAAAAUGUACAGUAAACUUAGACAGGAAGCCCCUGUUGUGCUCUUUCCGCUGCUUCUAUCAGCAUUUUUCUGAACCUCUUCAUUUUUUUCAUACAACCUGUUAUGAAAAUGUAAGUAAGAGUGAAUGGAAGUUGAAAUUCAUGAAAGUUGAUAAUUUCUUUAAAUCCUAAGUUACUGAUAACCAGUCAGUGUGUCAGUCAGUCAGUGUAUCAUAUACUGUCUGGGUGAAACGGAUGCAACUUUUCUCUGUUUUACAAAAAUACACCGGAAGUUUAACAAAAGUCAGUCUCAACAAUGUGAGUGAACUGGUACCAGAGAAAUUCUUCACAAGCUGUAGAUUAAUGUGAAGAAUAAAACAAAGAGAUGAUGGUAAUCUGAUGACAUGACUGCAAAGAAAGAAAGCAACUGCAGUUCCUGGGGCAGGCUCCAGACUGCCUGCUUGUGGUGGGUGUUGCAGCAGUGCUGAAGUGCUAGUCUGAGGCUGCAGAUUCUCCACAAAGCAUUCAGUCAGGUGUAAAUAUGCAGGGGGAAAAAAAAAAAAGGGUAAUCCAUUAACAAGGUGGAUAUUAUAAAAGUCUGUGCAAGGCAUCUUGACAGUAAGUAACUAAAAUUCUUAUUUAACCUCAAAGUAUUUUCCCACCUCUAUUUUAUAAAAUUUUCUGUUUCAGGUUUUGUGAAUAAAUGCCUUUAUUUGCACUUCUAACUUAAGCCAACAUGAAUUAAAAGUGAUCUGAUAUUAAAUGAAUAUCUGAAAUUCAUUUCUCAGUCCGUGGAGUAAACUGCAGAAUACCUAGCUCCCUGUUGUGUUUUGUGGAAUGUUGUGAAUCAGAGAUCAUGCUCCCAAAGAAAUUGUGUGGAUUCUCCAGAGGAUGGGUGUUACAGGUUCAGAAAACAAGGAAAUGUCACUGCAGUAACAGUAAUGUCUGCAGGAGUUCAAGCCCCAUCUUCCUUCCAUCAUACAAAUGUUAUGAGCACAUUUUGCAGAGAUCUGUAUAACUGCAAAAUCUCAAAGGGAAACAUUACCAAAUGAGGAGGAAAGGAAGAUGUCAUCGAGUAUCGGCAACAAGGCAUUCCUCUUCCCCAUGCAGUAUUAAGCACUCCCCUACACGAGAAACCUUGACGUACGCUCAAGCUCAAAGAAUGGUUGAAAUAGAAAUUGAAGGUCGCCUACAUAGGAUCAGUAUCUUUGAUCCUUUAGAGAUUAUAUUAGAAGAUGAUCUUACAGCCCAGGAAAUGAGUGAAUGCAACAGCAAUAAGGAAAAUAGUGAAAGACCACCAGUUUGUCUAAGAAGCAAACGGCAUAAAAACAACAAAGUGAAAAAGAAAAAUGAAGCUCUUCCUAGCUCACAUGGCAUACCUGCUACAACAGCUCCUCUUCCAGAACCAAAAGUACGGAUUGUUGAGUACAGUCCCCCUUCAGCUCCUCGGAGACCUCCGGUUUAUUAUAAGUUCAUUGAGAAGUCAGCGGAAGAACUUGACAAUGAAGUCGAGUAUGACAUGGAUGAGGAAGAUUAUGCGUGGUUAGAAAUAAUUAACGAAAAGCGGAAAAGCGAUGGAGUGUCGGUUGUUUCCCAGAACAUGUUUGAAUUCCUUAUGGAUAGGUUUGAGAAAGAGUCCUAUUGUGAGAACCAAAAACAGGGUGAUCAUCAGUCUUUAAUUGAUGAAGACGCGGUAUGUUGUAUAUGCAUGGAUGGUGAAUGUCAGAACAGCAAUGUAAUCCUGUUUUGUGAUAUGUGUAAUUUAGCAGUACAUCAGGAAUGCUAUGGGGUGCCAUAUAUACCCGAGGGCCAAUGGCUCUGCAGACACUGUCUGCAGUCCCGUUCUCGGCCUGUAGACUGUGUGCUGUGCCCAAACAAGGGAGGUGCCUUUAAAAAGACUGAUGAUGAUCGCUGGGGACAUGUUGUGUGUGCUUUGUGGAUUCCAGAGGUUGGAUUUGCCAAUACAGUUUUUAUUGAGCCAAUUGACGGUGUCAGGAACAUUCCCCCAGCCAGAUGGAAGUUAACGUGCUACCUCUGUAAACAGAAAGGUGUUGGUGCCUGCAUCCAGUGCCACAAAGCAAACUGCUACACUGCAUUCCAUGUGACAUGUGCUCAAAAGGCUGGUCUGUAUAUGAAAAUGGAACCUGUGAAAGAACUGACUGGAAGUGGGACAACGUUCUCUGUAAAAAAGACUGCCUAUUGUGAUGUACAUACUCCACCAGGUUGCAUACGGAGACCUCUAAAUAUUUAUGGAGAAGCUGAAAUCAAAAACGGUGUUUGUAGAAAGGAGGGAUCAGUCAGAACUGCUAGGUCUACAUCAAAAGUCAGAAAAAAGACAAAAAAAGCCAAGAAAACAGUUGUUGAACCCUGUACAGUUAUGCCAACCGUAUCUGCUCCUUAUAUUCCCCCCCAGAGAUUAAAUAAGAUUAUGAAUCAGGUGGCCAUUCAGCGGAAGAAGCAGUUUGUUGAACGAGUGCACAGUUACUGGUUGCUUAAAAGGCUGUCUAGGAAUGGUGUUCCUCUUUUGAGAAGGCUACAGUCCAGUUUGCAGUCACAACGAAACACGCAACAGAGAGAAGAUGAUGAAGAAAUGCAAGCCUUAAAAGAAAAAUUGAAGUACUGGCAAAGGCUGCGUCAUGAUCUUGAAAGGGCACGCUUACUGAUUGAGCUGAUACGUAAGCGUGAAAAAUUAAAAAGAGAGCAGGUCAAAAUUGAGCAGGUUGCUAUGGAACUUCAGCUUACUCCGUUCACUGUCCUCCUUCGAUCAGUCCUGGAUCAGCUGCAGGAAAAGGAUUCUGCUCGUAUAUUUGCUCAGCCAGUGAACCUUAAAGAGGUUCCAGACUAUUUGGAUCAUAUUAAACAUCCUAUGGAUUUCUCCACCAUGCGAAAACGGUUAGAUGCUCAAGGCUAUAAAAACCUCAGUGAAUUUGAAGAAGACUUCAAUCUUAUCAUAGAUAACUGUAUGAAGUACAAUGCAAAAGACACAAUAUUCUAUAGAGCUGCAGUGCGGUUAAGAGAUCAAGGAGGUGUAGUUCUCAGGCAAGCUAGGAGAGAUGCUGAAGGAAUUGGUUAUGAUAAUGAAACUGGAAUGCACUUACCUGAACGGCCUAAACUUGAGUCACCACAGCCUUUCUCUUGGGAAGAUGUUGAUAGGUUACUGAAUCCUGCAAACCGAGUGCAUAUGUCCCUGGAAGAACAGCUGAGGGAGUUGCUAGAAAAACUUGAUCUUACCUGUGCAAUGAAAUCCAGUGGGUCAAGGAGCAAAAGAGCAAAGCUGUUAAAGAAGGAAAUCAGCAGUAUUCGCAACAAGUUAAGUCAGCAACACAACCAAGCUCCUCAAAUAGAAUCAGGUAUUGGAAGUUUUGAAGAAGAAAGUGCAGCACUAGAACAAGAUGGAGAAGAAGAAGGAGAUAAAUCUCCCCCUAAACUUGAACCAUCAGAUGCAUUACCUCUUCCUUCAAACUUGGAGACUAAUUCAGAACCACCAACCCUCAAACCAGUAGAACUCAAUCCAGAGCAGAGUAAGCUUUACAAAAGAGUAAAAUUUGAUAAUGAAUUAUAUAGCACUUGCAUUCAGAAAGAAAUAAAUGGACACACUCCAGAACACUUACUUGACAGUAAUCUCAAUGAGUCGACUGUUUCUGCUGUAGCUGAGUCAUCAACUGAUGUAAACAGACGUACAUCCAUUCUCUUCUGCAAAUCGAAAAGUAUAAGCCCCCAAAAGUCUGCAAAGAACACUGAAACCCAGCCAACUUCUCCACAGCUAGGGACCAAAACCUUUUUGUCUGUAGUCCUUCCAAGGUUGGAGACACUUCUGCACCCAAGGAAAAGAUCAAGGAGUGCAUGUGGAGAUUCUGAGGUUGAUGAUGAGUCCCCUGUAAAGCGCUUGGAUACAGGUCUUUCGAAUGGUUUUGGAGACAGCAGUAAAGAGAGAGCGUUAGAUGAUUCUGCAGGGAGAAAAGUUGAACCUCGUCGCCGCUGUGCAUCAGAAUCUAGUAUUUCAUCUAGUAACAGUCUUUUGUGUAACACCAGUUUCAGCCUACCAAAGUGUGGUAAAGGUAAACCAGCACUUAUACGAAGACACACAUUGGAGGAUCGCAGUGAAUUGAUAUCUUGCAUUGAAAAUGGAAACUAUGCCAAAGCAGCAAGAAUUGCAGCUGAAGUUGGUCAUAGCAGUAUGUGGAUUUCGACUGAUGCUGCAACAUCUGUUCUUGAGCCUCUGAAAGUAGUAUGGGCCAAAUGCAGUGGAUAUCCCUCUUACCCAGCUCUGAUAAUUGACCCUAAAAUGCCUCGUGUUGCUGGUCAUCACAAUGGUGUUACUAUACCAGUGCCACCUUUGGAUGUACUGAAGAUUGGAGAACAAAUGCAGACCAAAUCAGAUGAGAAACUAUUCUUAGUACUGUUUUUUGACAAUAAAAGAAGUUGGCAGUGGCUUCCCAAAUCCAAAAUGGUUCCCCUUGGGAUAGAUGAGACCAUAGACAAGUUAAAAAUGAUGGAAGGUCGCAACUCGAGCAUUCGAAAAGCAGUAAGGAUUGCUUUUGAUCGUGCUAUGAACCACCUGAGUAGAGUACAUGGAGAACCAGUCAGUGACUUCAGUGAUAUUGACUAACAGAUUCUACCAAGGCAUGAAAAGUACCACAGACUUGAAAUCUACUUAAGAACCUCCUUGUCUGAAAGAAUGUAUUGAAGAUACAACCCCUUAAUUGUUGAUUCAGUGGCUCAAUUCUGCAAACUUGAAAUUGUUGAGCAAUUCUUCUAAAUCACCAUUGCCAUAUUGACAAAUGAUUUUAUCGUAUUAUAGUUUGGAGGAUUUUCCACUAAACAUAUUAAAACAUCUUGUUCAUAGUGUGCAUAAUUGUACAUAACUGUAUAUUCAACACUUAACUUAUUCUGAUUUUAGAUAGCUCUUUAAUUUCUUUUAUAAUUUUUCUGGGGAGGGAGUUGGUUUUUGUUUCCAUGCUUUUUCUUCUUUCUUUCUAAGUUUAAGUUACCUAAGCACCAUCUUCCAGCUUAAGGUGUUUAGUGAAUUGUAAAGCCUAAUAUCAAAAUUACAUCAAAUAUAUGUUUGCCUAAAUCAUAUACGAUAUGGUGCUGCUUGUAUCAUUUCUUCCUUGGUCUGUAGCUUCUGAAAAAGACUUCUGAAUGUUUGUGUAAAUCAUUGCUCUUUGCACAAAGUACCACAUAUUUUAAGAUUGAUGUAAAUUUACAAUUACAAAUAUGUAUUUUAAGAAAGGAAGUUGCAUUAUUUUGGAGGGUACUUUGUGAGAAAGGCGUCAAGGAAAAAAAAAUUACUAUGUACAUCACUUGCAAAUCACCAAAAACACUCCAUAGUUGCCCAAAAUAGCUUAAGAUUGUUUUUGUUUUAAACAAAUCUGGCUUAAAGCCUGCAAGCACAUUAUUUCUUUCACAACCAUAUCCCAUUUAUCUCCCAUUGAUUUUAUUUUAUUGAUAUAUGUGCCUCCCUGUGUUUUAUUUAUUGUAGAAAAUGUAUUAAUUUGCUUUAUAAUGAAAAAUAAAAUUGACAAAUAUAUUGAUAUGCAUUUUUAUACAGGCACAUGAGAAGACAACUUGCUUUGGGAGAAAAAAUGUAUUGGAAAUUGUAUAAAAUAACUUGAUGGUUUGUGUGUAAUUUGAUUUUUUUGUAACUUGUAAUCUUCUGUUUCCACGGAGGGGAUUUAUGUAACUUUUAAUUUAGAACACUUUGGUAGCAAUAGAAACUUUGGAUACAUUUUUGUAUGGUACAUGUGAUGUAUAUAGAAUUAGUACUUUAUUUUUAUUUUUAAGAAGUAAAGCAUUAUGUUUGGGCAGGGGGAAGAAGGAGGGGGGUUUCCAGAAUUGCAUUUUUAUAUUAAAAAAAAAAAAAUAAAGUCAAGAUAUUGAUUGUUGUAGCUACUUUAUUCCUACCUUCACUGAGAAUACAGAAUUUGUAACAAUGAAAAUGGCAAGGUAUGUUUGCAAUGUGAUUUAUAAUGACUCCAUUAUUUAUAAAUGCACUGUUUGAACUCUUUUGCAGUGAUAUCUUAAAUACUGUACCAAGUUAUAUAAUAUGAAACACCAAAUAAUGCAUAUGAAUGCACGAAGUAUUUAUGCCCAGCUUUUUUUUAUAAAGGAUUAGCAAAUACAGCAAAACCAAUACUUUUUAAACCUUU
Messenger RNA from Lagopus muta (rock ptarmigan), 7753 nucleotides. RefSeq names its product bromodomain containing 1 (gene BRD1). The coding region runs from base 2653 to 6213 and encodes 1186 amino acids. Gene Ontology annotation, molecular function: protein binding. Gene Ontology annotation, biological process: regulation of transcription by RNA polymerase II. NCBI's taxonomy places the organism in Eukaryota, Metazoa, Chordata, Aves, Galliformes, Phasianidae. Gene Ontology annotation, cellular component: MOZ/MORF histone acetyltransferase complex. The transcript is spliced from 15 exons. The record is from RefSeq and is a predicted model, not a curated record.